UGUAAACAUGCUACUACUUCUGUCCAUAUCACUUUUGGUUCAGGAACUUUUGAUGGCUCCAGCUGCGGGCUCAGACCUGGACCCUUGCUCAGCCUACAUCAGCCUGAAUGAGCCCUGGAGAAACUCUGAGUACCACGUGAACCAGACCUCUAACAGCACCCCCUUGUGUGACUCUUACAUGUCCGGGGAGUGGUACCGCUUCACUGGGAUGGCUGGAGACGCGAUGCCCACCUUCUGCAUCUCAGAGAACCACUGUGGCACACACGCUCCCAUCUGGCUCAAUGGCACUCACCCCCAGCUGCAGGACGGGGUGGUGAGCAUGUCAGUGUGUGCCAGUUUUAAUGGGGACUGCUGCCGCUGGAACGCCUCCGUGGAGGUGAAGGCUUGUCCUGGGGGGUACUUUGUCUACCGGCUGCCCAAACCUUCUGUCUGCUUCCACGUGUACUGCGGGCACUUCUAUGAUAUCUGUGAUGAGGUGGAGUGCACAGGCCCCAUGUGUUCACAGCCUGAAUGUCAGUGUGCUGCAGGGACCGUCCUGGGACCAGACAGACAAACAUGCCUUGAUGUGAAUGAGUGUGAGGUGUCCAAUGGAGGCUGUGCAGAGCUCUGUGCCAACACUAAAGGCUCUCGUCGCUGUGAGUGUGGUCCUGGGCGGGUGCUGGCGGAGGAUGGGCUCAACUGUAAAGAGAUGGCAGGUUGUCAUGUUAACAAUGGAGGCUGUAGUCACGGCUGCUCCACACCGCAGGACGGCCAUCAGUGUCACUGUCCCCGAGGACUGGAGCUGGGUGAGGACAACCACACCUGUCAGGUACCGGUGCAGUGUGACCCCAGCUCCAUCACUGUGUCCGUACCCAAAGACCUGGUGGGGGGACUGGAGCUCUUCCUGUCCAACUCGUCAUGCCGCGGCGUCUCCAAUGGGACACACAUCAACCUGAGCUUCAGUCUCAAGACCUGUGGGACAGUGGUGGAGGUGACUGAUGACAAAAUAGUGGGGACCAACUUGGUAACGGGCCUCCCAAAGAGCAGCCCGGGCAGUAGUGGAGACCUGAUUGUCCGCACUAGUAAGUUAGUUCUACCAGUCACUUGUGAGUUCCCUCGGGAGUACCAGGUUUCAGACGGGUACCAGGCAAGUCUGCGCAGCUCGGACUUGGAAUUGGCUGGACACAGCGAAGGCGUUUUCCCAUUCUCCUUGGAGUUGUUUAAAAAUGCAGAGUUUUCAGAGCCGUACCACAGCCCUCCUCAGCUCCAGCUUCAUGACACCCUUUUUUUCGGAGUGGAGCCCAAAGAGAGACUGGAGGGUCUGUCUGCGCUGGUGGAGAGCUGCUUCGCCACCCCGGGACCCAAAGCAGACCAGGCUCUGAAGUACUACCUCAUUAAAGAUGGGUGCAUUUCUGAUGAAACUGUGAUCCAAUACUCAUCAAAGGACAAGCUUUCCAAACACUACCAGGUCCCCGUGUUCAAAUUCAUUGGCAAAGACAACAAACAAGUCUUCCUGCACUGUCAGGUGUUGGUAUGCGGAGCUGCAGACGCUCGCUGCGCUCAGCGGUGUCAGGGACGAGUCCGCAGGGAGGCCCCCCCACAUAGCCUCCAGCAGCACUACACCGUGAGCGGAGGGCCUGUCUUCAUCAGACCAUGAGACAGACACAACAGCAAGAAAUAUGAGGCAAAGUAGUGGACAACAUUGUCUCAAUUGAGCUCUGUGGGUUGGGUUUACCCUCUGCCUAACCAGUGCUGCGUUCAAACACCAUUAAUACCAUAAAAGCAGGAUCCAGCAUUCUCUUGAUAAGUUUUCAGACUUUUAAAGGCCUAUUUGAUACUACCCUUGCUAAUAUAUACCACAAACAUCAGGUCUUUCUUGUAAAAAAACAAACAAACGUAGAGACAAAUACAAUCACCUAUACAAGUCAGUAGACAUUUGAUAAUAGUAUUUUAUAGGCUAAUAUGACCGGAUAAAGCCUUUAUAGAAUUCAGACCAAUAAUACAAGUAGCUGUGUUUGCUUUUACUGGACUGUUGGAUUGAGAUGGUGUAAAGUACUUAAUAUGUGCUAUUAGUAAGGACUACUACAAAAUAGUCAUUUUAAGUGUAAAGUAAUAUUGAGCACAGAUGAUGUUGUUAUGAGCAAAGCCAAAUGCCACUACAACAAUCGCAGAGGAAAAACAAACCAUGCUUAUGAAUAAACAGGCAAUUCAGUUUAUUGGACAUUUAAUACACAACCAUCAAAAGUCCAUUUAACUGUGUGUGUAGUUAUUUCUCCCAUUGCUUCUCUCAGCAUCAGUUACUGCCAUUUGACUGCUGCAACCUCGGCUUGUGAGUCUUUGCCACUUUGCCUGACAGAAUAAUUUACUGACAUUAAAAUGAAUGACAUUUCUAUUAGAAAGCAUUUGGAGAGGCCUGCAGUUCAUUUGUAACACGUACAGCAUGAGGGAUGUUUUCUAGGUCACACUCACAUUUCUCAGUCUUGAUUGGGCCACCACAUCUUAAAGAUUUAAUGGAUUUGUCAAAGCUCUGUAUAUUUUAGCCCAUCAUUGACUGACAAUGUAUAAAUAUGCUGCUUCAUUUCAUAGCAGUCCAUAUCAUAUACUGAAAUUUAUUACUUUGUAGUCAAGACAAAUUCAUCUUCAUAACAGUGUAUUUUAGGUGCACCAUGUAGUGUUUCUGGUGGAGGGUCUGCCCCUUGUUUGUCUCCAUAUAUACAUUAUAGCUUUCCUGAAAAUUCCAUUGUGGUAUUAAGACAAGCAGGUUACAUCAUCCAGUUACAGGUCACCUCUGUGGAGAGGCAACUCUGCUCACAGUAAGAACACAUAAUCUUUAAGAUAUUUUAAAGCAAUAAAAAUACCUGCUACGAAAAAGUAAGACAUGAAAAUGUUAUACUGUACUGUGAAAUAUUUCCAGUAAAACAAUAAUCUUCAUGCAUUCAAGCAGGUUCCGUACCCUCCAUAACAAAAAACUGCAUAGUGCACCUUUAAUAUAAUCUCUAUAUAAUAAUUUACUUACUAAAAAUAAUAUCGUACAUUCAGUGCUAACACAUCAGCCUCUAAAUAUCUCCAUGACAGCAGUUUAUGUUUGAUA
Molecule: messenger RNA, 3070 nt
Organism: Boleophthalmus pectinirostris (great blue-spotted mudskipper)
Lineage: Eukaryota; Metazoa; Chordata; Actinopteri; Gobiiformes; Gobiidae
Gene: oit3
Product: oncoprotein induced transcript 3
Exons: 10
Coding region: 8-1636 (542 amino acids)
Molecular function (GO): calcium ion binding
Source: RefSeq, a predicted model, not a curated record